AUAAGCAAAGAAAUCAACGCAAAAGCACAAAGGCUAUGAAGAUCAUCAAACACCCAAAAGUGGCCACCAAAGAAGCCACCACCUAUCUGCAUCGCUGUUUUCGUAUUAUGGGCAUUCUCAUGCCUUCUCAAUAUCGUUUGCUCUACAUAUGCUAUGGCAUCUUGAUUAAUUGUCUAACUACCGUAUUUAUACCCAUAACAUUUACCUGCAGCUAUUUUAUAAAGGCCAACUUUCAAUCGACCAGCUAUGGCGUUAUACUCUCCUCCAUUCAGACUUCGAUCAAUGUUUAUGGAUGUGCUAUCAAAGUUUUGAUGCUGCUUUACUACAAUCCCUGCUUGAAGAAAGCCGAAAAGCUUAUGGACCAAAUGGAUAAACGCUGUUGCACAGCAGACGAAGUUAACGAACUGUAUAAAGUACGACAUUUGGGACGUAAAAUUAUUUUGCUAUACUUGUUGGCCUAUUGGAGCUAUACCACUUGCACUUUUAUAUCAUCUUUGAUUUCGGGUGUACCCUCAUAUUCGAUUUAUCUAUUUGCAAUUGAUUGGCGAAGAUCCCAAAAGGAAUUUUAUUUGGCUUCAUCUAUUGAAUUUUUCCUAACCAGUUGGACAUGUUUUCAACAAGUGGCCAAUGAUUCGUAUGGAACGAUUUAUGUCUGUAUUUUGAGGGCACAUGUGCGAGUUCUAUUGCUCAGGGUGCGUAAAUUGGCCACAAAGGCAACAAAUUCCCAGGAGGACAAUGUGGAGGAGCUGAAAAUGUGCAUAAAGGAUCAUAAGAAUUUAAUUGAGCUAUAUACUGUUAUAUCGCCGGUGAUCUCCAGCACGAUUUUUCUGCAAUUCUCUCUGACUGCCAGCAUUCUUGGCAUAACUUUAAUUAAUAUUGCCAUAUUUUCAACUAAUAUGGCCUCUGUGGCUGCUUCGUCGUUAUACGUCCUAGCCGUGGUGAUUGAAAUCUAUCCCCUAUGCUAUUAUGCAAAUUGUCUACUGUAUGACAGUGAUCUAUUGCCUACGGAGAUUUUUCAUUCGUCUUGGAUUGACCAGAAUAGGACAUAUAGAAAAAUGUUGAUAUUUUUCAUACAACGUACACAAAAAUCAAUGGAACUAUGGGCUGGGAAAAUAUUUCCCAUAAAUUUGAAUAGUUUUAUAAGUAUUGCAAAAUUUUCCUUUUCCCUGUAUACUUUGAUAAAGGCCAUGGGUAUAAAGGAGAAGUUGGAUUUGUAGAGAAUAUCAGCAAGUACAUCUAAAAAGGUUAGCUGAAGCUUUGUCAGUUUU
Molecule: messenger RNA, 1268 nt
Organism: Stomoxys calcitrans (stable fly)
Lineage: Eukaryota; Metazoa; Arthropoda; Insecta; Diptera; Muscidae
Product: odorant receptor 7a-like
Exons: 4
Coding region: 36-1217 (393 amino acids)
Biological process (GO): sensory perception of smell; detection of chemical stimulus involved in sensory perception of smell
Cellular component (GO): plasma membrane
Molecular function (GO): odorant binding; olfactory receptor activity
Source: RefSeq, a predicted model, not a curated record